This is a messenger RNA of Rhodofomes roseus, 699 nucleotides long. RefSeq lists its product as uncharacterized. The transcript is spliced from 4 exons. Lineage: Eukaryota; Fungi; Basidiomycota; Agaricomycetes; Polyporales; Fomitopsidaceae. The record is from RefSeq and is a predicted model, not a curated record. The coding region runs from base 1 to 699 and encodes 232 amino acids.
AUGGCUCGGAGCAAGCAGAGCCAUGUCACGGGCACCCCAUCGAACAGCCUGGAUCUAGUCAAUCUGGACUGGUACCUGGAAACAAUGCUGCGACCAGCACAGGGAUCGACAACGCAAGCUAUACAACAACAUCCCAUCCUCUUCCGCGAAUGGCAUACCUCGAACUUGUUGACGAUUGCAGGGCGUGGGAUUCCCGUGAAGCAUUGGGACAAGGUUUACAAGAAGAGGAGUGGGGUAGUUGAGACGGAUGCCUGGCAUGCAUUGAGGGUCGAGUGGGGCAACUGGAAGUUCUUGGCCGAGGAACGCGAUCGAUUUUCGUCUGAAGACGCGUUCUGGGACAAGCUGCAGAAGGAUCGCACCUGGACUGAUGCCGCAGACUACGAUGCGGCGAUGAGGUACUUCGGAGGUGACCUAGGCCGCUCCGACACCCAAGGAGUGUUCCGAUACAAGAAGAGCGGGAAGUGGAGGAUCUGCGACAAGAAGCUCACGGUUGCGAAGAAAUGGCGAGCGUUGUUGGAGAAGGAUGAAACAAUCCGGGCGAAACUGGGAAGCCAUGCAGGCUGCAAGCCCGUCGGAUUGAGGACGCACACAAUUAAUACCGCAUCACGGCUGUUGCUCAGGCUGUACAUACAUCGCCUCGCGCCGUUUCUGCAAAGCAUUGACGGCGAGUUCGCGGACAUCUCUGAGUCAUACACUUAA